AUGACCGUUUCCGAACGUCCAGAAAGAACCCACAAACUUCCAUGGUAUUUGGAAGACUACAUUGUUGGUGAUUUUGAUAUGAGAAAGAAUUAUGAAAAGGAAAUUAAAAAACGAGAAGCUCAAAAGAAGAAGAAAUUGGCUGCUGCUGCUUCUCUGAGAACCACCACUACGAGUACAUCAUCGGCUUCUUCCUCGAGCGCCAGUUCAUCAUCAUCAUCUCUCAAAGGCAAGAGCACAUGCACGGAAAAGACCAUUUCCAAGAGAAAGGAAAAGGCAAAACUUGAUACCAAGAAGAAGAAGGAAUCGGUAAAGAAAGCUGUUCGUAAAUCCAAGUCUGUAUUCUCUUCCGGAACCUCUUUCAGUUAUACCUCAUCAUCAGUUGGAACAUCCUCUUCCGUUGUUACUCCUUACAAUGAUUUCAAUAAUCCAAAAUAUAAGGUUUACACUUCACCUUCGGAUGCCAAGAAGAAACUCUUGGAAAAGACUCCUGGAAACAAAAUCUUGUCAGGCAAAGAUGAUGCUACCAAGUGGGCCAUGUCUACACUCACUUCAACACUUACUAACUAUUGUUAUGGAUUGAAAAGUAUUAGUGAUUUAUUGGCUGGAUGUUACUAUGUACCUGGAAAUAAUCACAAAUUACAAACUGAUUCGGAUCGUGUUCCUCCAGUUCAAAUUUGUUUCAGUUUUGAUACGACUGGAUCCAUGUAUUCAUAUUUGGAUAAUUUGAAAUUCAAAUUACAAACUAUUUGUCAGCAAUUAAUGAAUGACAUUAGAGGCUUGGAAAUUGCAGUCAUUUGCCAUGGUGAUUAUCAAGAUGCAAACGGAAAAUAUGCCAUUUCGAAAUUGGAUUUCACUACAGAUAUUGAACAAAUCACUUCCUUCGUUCAGUCAGUCGAAAGAACAUCAGGAUAUGACACGGAUGAAUGUUAUGAAGCAGUUUUGAAAGAAGCUCAAGCCCUCUCUUGGGUUCCAGUUGAAAAUACCUAUACCAUACGAUCAUUGGUUGUGAUUGGAGAUGCAAUGCCUCAUAAACCUCAUGAAUGGUUUGGUAUUGAUUGGAAAGUGGAAGCUAAAAAGUUAUUUGACGAUUACCAUAUUAAGGUACACUCGGUGAAAUGUGGUUCGCUGAGUGGAGCUCAAGAAUUUUUUCAAACUAUUGCAUCUGAAACUGGUGGGGCUGUCUAUCAGUUAGAUAACUUUGAAAAGACUGUGGAAAUGUUCUGUGGAUUGAUUUAUAGAGAAGCCACUGAACACAACAUGAAUGAUCCAACUAUGCAAGCUCACAUUGCCAAUGCAGUAAGUGGAGAAGUGACACUUGUCAAGCCAACUGCAUCUUCCUCUUCAGAUGCCAUGCUUGACGAAGAUGUUGCUCCAAAGAAAACAAUUUCAGAGGAUGCAACUUCACUUGGAGACUAUGUGGUUACCGAUGUUGAUAUUUUGAAAAUUCACAAUGCCAUUCACAGCAAAGAUGCUACAGUGACCAUUAAUGGUGUAACAUUUGGAAUUCAAAUGAAUGACAGCUCCUGUCGAUAUGUGAGAGUGGACGGAGUGGUCUACAUUGAACAAAAUAAGGAAAAGAAAACGAAAUAUGCCAAGAUGGCUCUUGAAGGCAAGAAAAUUACUUGGAUUUGUCACUCUGGUAAUUGGGGUCUCAUUGUGGAUGAUUCUAUUGAGAAGCGAUAA
This is a messenger RNA of Naegleria lovaniensis, 1683 nucleotides long. RefSeq lists its product as uncharacterized. The record is from RefSeq and is a predicted model, not a curated record. Bases 1 to 1683 code for a protein of 560 amino acids. The transcript has a single exon. NCBI's taxonomy places the organism in Eukaryota, Heterolobosea, Eutetramitea, Acrasida, Naegleriidae.